AUGCAGGUGAAGAAGGUCACCUUCUCCCUGGAGGAGGAGUGCGGCUUCAGCAAGGCGGAGAUCCGGUCGAUCCUGCUCGCCUACCCUCGCCUCUGGCGCCGAUACUACGGCAGCCCGCGGACGCCGCCCGGGCGCGACCUGGUGCGCACCUUCGACUACCUCCACGGGGAGAUGGGCCUCGCCCAGGAGGUGAUCGCCAAGACGCCGAAGAUCUUCUCGGUGCGCCUGCCGCGCAUCGAGGCCCGCCACCGGUACCUGGUGGCCCUGGGGCGGGCGCAGUACGACCCGACACGGCCGCUGUACGUUCCGUUGACGGCCUUCUACGAACUUGAUGACGCGGAGUUUUGUCUGCGGCAUGCAAAGACCUCGGUUCACGAUCUGAAUGCCUUCCUCAAGACCAUGUAA
This is a messenger RNA of Rhagoletis zephyria (snowberry fruit fly), 405 nucleotides long. NCBI's taxonomy places the organism in Eukaryota, Metazoa, Arthropoda, Insecta, Diptera, Tephritidae. The record is from RefSeq and is a predicted model, not a curated record.